AUGAACCUCCGCAAUUCCCUCGCGCUCGUCAUCGCGUUGGCCGUGCCCUACCUGCUCCUCACGUCGCACUACCUCAGCGCGCCGCCGCCGCCGCCCGUGGACCUCGCGCCGUACUACGCUACUAUUAAUUCGGCGCGCGCGCUGCUCGCCGAGCACGGCGCGCCGGUCCAGCCGGUAGAGGCGACGCCAGCACAACCGGUCGUGGCGCCUGCGAGUAGCGGCACGAAGGACCUCGUCAUCGGCCUCGCGAAGGAGAUCGACGCCAAGAAUUUGGCCGUCUUCGCGGCGUCGUUACGACAGACCACCACAAACUGCGACCUCGUCCUUUUUGUGGAUCGGCCGUCGAUCGAUCGGACGCUGCAUACGAUCGUCGAACGGUUUUCUGUGGAUCUGAUUCCCUACGACCCCGCCACCUUGCAACCGCCGCAACUCCGCAAGUUCCACGCGUCGACGUUGCGGUGGCCCCUGAUCUCGCGCGAGCUCGACAAACGACGAGCAAGGAACUACCGAGGUGUUUUAUUUGCGGACGUGCGCGAUACGGCCUUUCAAUCAGACCCCUUCGGCGCGAUGCUCACUACCCAACAAGUCUUCUACGGGUUCAAUGGAGUGGAAUCCAGAACGAUCGGCGAGUGCGGCUGGAACGGCGGUUGGAUCCGCGACUGUUUUGGAGAGGCGAAAAGAAGGAAGCUCGCCUCAAAACCCAUCGUCUGUUCCGGCGUGUCCAUCGCGACGUUCGAGGAGGGUCGUCUUUAUGCGGCGCAGAUGGCCGAGGUCGUUUCUGAUGCCCAGUUCGCACCCUGUGAAAGAAAUGGGGUGGACCAGGGCGUGCACAACGUGUUGAUGCAUGAGAACGAGGUGAAGCACGCCGUCAUUGUCUCACAACGAACAGCAUUAGUUGCGAACCUCCAGGCUAAAGUCGCGUCAGUAGACCCGCGUUCACAUAAGGUGGCCAAUCCGCGCGGCGACGUCGUUUCUGUGGUACACCAGUACGACCGCUUCCCGAACCUGGCAGCUUUUUACUACGAGACGUAUGCCAGGAGCAUCCCGGGCGCCGUGCCCGACGCGUCGGCCUGCGCUUCUUAUGAAGUUCGGAAUGAUGUGGACGCGUUCAAAGGAAGGUGCGACCUGGCUGUAAGUGGCGGCGCGCACCCGGCGGACUGCUGCGUCAAGUGCCAGAAGACGCCAUCAUGUCGAGCCUGGACCCUGGCGGGGAGCCAGUGCUACCUCAAGACGUGCUCGGCCUUCGGGCCCCUCGCGCGGAUGCCCGGCGCCGUGAGUGGUGUAAAAAAGAGUUAG
This is a messenger RNA of Pelagomonas calceolata, 1296 nucleotides long. The record is from the annotation of a GenBank genome assembly. Lineage: Eukaryota; Pelagophyceae; Pelagomonadales; Pelagomonadaceae.